GCUUUACAUACUCAUUUAAAACAGUGCAGAGGGAGCGAAGGUUUUUCUAGCUCUAUCUCAUCUACGGAACACCGGCUACGCAGCGGGGGCUCAGUGGAACAAAAGUCUUACCAACUUCAACAUGGAUGAGCUGCAAGAUGUCCAGCUUACUGAGAUAAAGCCGCUAUUGACAGAUAAGGGUUCUGGUCAAAGCUUUGAAGACUUUGAUGGCCAGGAGCACAACAUUGAAACUGCUUAUGGAGUUUUACAUGUCACCAUGCGUGGAACGCCAAAAGGAAAUAGGCCAGUUAUUCUCACAUUCCAUGACAUUGGCCUGAACCACAAAUCCUGCUUUAAUACAUUCUUUAACUUUGAAGACAUGCAUGAAAUUACCCAGCAUUUUGCAGUUUGUCAUGUGGAUGCCCCUGGGCAACAGGAAGGAGCACCAUCAUUUCCAGUUGGGUACCAGUACCCAACAAUGGAUGAACUUGCUGAAAUGUUAUCUGCAGUUUUAACGCACUUAAACCUCCAAAGCGUUAUUGGCAUUGGAGUCGGAGCUGGAGCCUAUGUAUUAUCAAAAUUUGCUCUUAAUUGUCCCAACUUGGUUGAGGGUCUUGUACUGAUAAACGUUGAUCCAUGUGCAAAGGGAUGGAUUGAUUGGGCAGCUUCCAAGCUUUCUGGAUGGACUACCAACGUAGUGGAUACUGUACUGGCUCAUCUUUUUGGUUAUGAAGAACUUCAAUCUAAUCUGGAUUUGAUCCAAACAUACAGGCUACAUAUUGCCCAAGACAUCAAUCAAGAUAAUCUACAGUUAUUUGUAAACUCGUACAACAGUCGCAAAGAUUUAGAAAUUGAAAGACCAGUAUUUGGUACCCGUGACCCAGUAGCAACGCUUAAAUGCCCAGCGUUGUUAGUGGUUGGCGACAGCUCUCCUGCAGUGGAUACAGUGGUUGAAUGCAACUCAAGACUAGACCCAACUAAGACAACGCUGCUUAAGAUGGCAGAUUGUGGGGGAUUACCUCAAGCAGUCCAGCCUGGAAAGUUGGCAGAGGCCUUCAAAUAUUUUGUCCAAGGAAUGGGAUAUAUCCCUUAUAUUCAACUCAGCCAUCUAAGUGGUGAAUCAGUGCCAGCUGCCAGUAUGACCAGACUUAUGCGCUCUCGCACACAUUCCGCCUCAAGCAGUGGUUCAACAGAGGUAGUUCGAAGCCGCUCUCAUACCAGCAAUGCCCAGCUUGAAACUGCAUCUAGCAACUCCAUGACAUGUGAGGCUCGGGAAGCCCCUCAGACAUUGGAAUUAUCUUGCUAAGCCGUUUCCAGAUUGUUUAUUAUAUAUUGGACCCAUCCUUUCAUUAAACAAAACCUCACUUUGGAAAUAACAUUAUACCUUUAUGUGACAUAGGUCCAUAGUUCUUUUGUGCAUGUUUGUUGUAUAUUUAUCAGUCAGUCAGUUGUUGUUUUUUUCCCGCAGUAAUUUAUAUCAUUCCUUGCUUCCAAUAAUAUGAUUUUUGUUUAUCUAGUUAAAUAGUUUCUGUAGGAGUUUAAUUUUUUAAUGUGCAUUUAUACAGCAUUUUUUCUGUAUUCUUUACUUAUUUUUGUCAAAAAUCAACUUUAAUGUUCAUAGCUAAUGACCAACUAGUUACUUAGUGGUUUGAUUUAUUUCAAAUGAAUUAACGUUUUAAUCAUUCUGAAAAGCAAAAAUACUUUUAAAGCACUACAAUUCUGAUGACAAUAAGUUGGAAGUCAAGCAUAUUUCUGUAAAAAAAAAAAAAGUGGCCCUUUAAUCUAUUUGCUGUUUUCUAUAACAUCCAUACUAGAAUUUAUACUACCAGUGCUAAAUAGAAAAAAGCAUAUCUGAGCCAUUACAAUGUCAUUAAGACAUUUUUAGAUUAAAUUUAGGUUAUCUGCCACUUUAUGUGCAAAACUAUAUUCAUAUUAAAGGGACACUGAACCCAAAUUUUUUCUUUUGUGAUUCAGAUAGAGCAUGCAUUUUAAGCAACUUUCUAAUUUACUCCUAUUAUCAAUUUUUCUUUGUUCUCUUGGUAUCUUUAUUUGAAAAAAAGGCAUCUAAGUUUUUUUUUUUUGGUUCAAAACUCUGGACAGCACUUUUUUUAUUGGUGGAUGAAUUUAUCCACCAAUCAGCAAGAACAACCCAGGUUGUUCACUAAAAAUGGGCCGGCAGCUAAACUUACAUUCUUGCAUUUCAAAUAAAGAUACCAAGAGAAUGAAAAAAUGAUGAUAGGAGUACAUUAGAAAAUUGCUUAAAAUGUCAUGCUCUAUCUGAAUCACAAAAGAAAAAUGUGGAUUCAGUGUCCCUUUUAAGUACUUAAAUUUAUGUAAGUGAGGGUUAAAGGGAUAUGAAACCCAUUUUUUUUUUCUUGAUUCAGAUAGAGCAUGCAAUUUUAAGGAACAUUCUAAAUUACUCAUUAUCAAUUUUUCUUUGUUCUUUUGGUAUCUUUAUUUGAAAAGCAGGAUUGUAAGCUUAGGAGACGGACAGUUUUUGGUAAAGCACCUGGGUAUCGCUUGCUGAUUAGUGGCUAAAUGUGCCCAGCAAGCGCUACCAAGGGUGCUGAACCAAAAAUGGGCCAGCCUAAGCUUACAAUCCUGCUUUUCAAAUAAAGAUACCAAAACAACAAAGAAAAAUUGAUAAUAGGAGUAAAAUAGAAAGUUCCUUAAAAUUCCAUGCUCUAUCUAAAUCAUGGAAGAAAAAAAUUAGGUUUCCAAGAUUUUUUUUUUCCAGUCAAGCAUAUGUUUAAUCAAAUAAAAAAAAAUGCAUAUAUUAUCUGAGCUACUCCUCUAAUUGCAGUAUUUGUAAAACUAUAAAAAAACAUAUUUAUAACUGUAAAAUGUAGUAUUAAUUUAAAGAAAUGCUAUACUCAAACAUUUAAAGUUGCUUAAAAAAAUUAUGUAAAACCUAUUUAAAUGUGAAUUUAUAUACCUGUAUCAGUUGUGCACCCCCUUAUAAUGUUGAUUGCCUUAUAGAUACUUUCUGUGAAUGCUCAAUGAUUAUUAGCAGUAAGUAUCUAUCAGUCAGUGAUCAUUAGCAGUAGUAACUAUCAGCCAAUGAACAUUAGCAGUAAUAUAUAUCACCCAGUGAUCAUUAGCAGUAGUAUCUAUCAGCCAAUGAACAUUAGCAGUAGUAUCUAUCAGCCAAUGAACAUUAGCAGUAGUAUCUAUUAGCCAAUGAACAUUAGCAGUAGUAACUAUCAGCCAAUGAACAUUAGCAGUAAUAUCUAUCAGCCAAUAAACAUUAGGUGUAGUAGCAGACAAUGAACAUUAGCAGUAAUAUCUAUCAUCCAGUUAUCAUUAGCAGUAGUAUCUAUCAGCCAAUGAACAUUAGCAGUAGUAUCUAUCAGCAAAUGAACAUUAGCAGUAGUAACAGCCAAUGAACAUUAGCAGUAUCUAUCAGCCAAUGAACAUUAGCAGUAGUAUCUAUCAGCAAAUGAACAUCAGCAGUAGUAACAGCCAAUGAACAUUAGCAGUAGUAUCUAUCAUCCAAUGAACAUUAGCAGUAGUAACAGCCAAUGAACAUUAGCAGUAGUAUCUAUCAUCCAAUGAACAUCAGCAGUAGUAACAGCCAAUGAACAUUAGCAGUAGUAUCUAUCAUCCAAUGAACAUCAGCAGUAGUAACAGCCAAUGAACAUUAGCAGUAGUAACAGCCAGUGAUCAUUAGCAGUAGUAUCUAUCAUCCAAUGAACAUCAGCAGUAGUAACAGCCAAUGAACAUUAGCAGUAGUAUCUAUCAGCCAAUGAACAUUAGCAGUAGUAUCUAUCAGCCAAUGAACAUUAGUGGGAAGUGUGUAACUGAUACUGCAGUAUUAGUUUAAAUUUAAAUGACCUUACAAUUGUUUCAGGCAACUAAAAAAAGAAAAUUCAACAUGUUCAGGUGCUGCUACUUCACAUGAAUGACAGAAGUAUUCUGUACAGUGUCCCUUUAAGAUCACAUACAUAUGAUAAAAUGGAAGAGAUGUUGUCCAAACAUGAAUGUUUUAUGGGACUCUUAGCAGAUCUAUAAAUUGAAAUAUUGAAUGUUUUCUUUUACAGUAUUGUCUACCUUACUAGAAAGUGGCACAAUAUUGUCGAAAUUUCUAAUUUCUCAUGAAUAUAGUUUACUGCUACAAGGACCCAAAACUACAUGGUUGAUUCAUGAUAUCUGCUAUAUUGUUACAAAUGUAAGGGACAUUUGCAUGUAUACAUGAAUGCAACUCAUGCUUAUUAAACCAAAAAAAAAAAUUAACCUAUGCUGAAAUGCUGUUCGUACUGUACUUUUUUCUUUUCUUACGCAAAACAAUGGUUGUCAUAGUUGUUUACAUCUACUAUAUGCAAUCCUUUUUAAAAUGGGUGAUUGAUGUUCAUUUGGUGUUUUCGUUCCUUAAUAAUGUCCAAUUAACCACCUAAAGGGAAUGUAUUCUUUACUUCCACCUUUCCAUAAAUAAACAAGGAAACUGUUUAUAGUAUAGAGCUUGUUUCUUGUAGUUAAGCGUUUUCUGAAAACCGAACUGUUUAUACAAACUAUUUUCUGCUUAUAAAUAGCAAUUGUUUGUUAAAGGGAUUGCACUGUCAGUCUUAUUGACUUUCUACUUCUGAAUAAAGUUGUGAAGUUCAUUUUCA
Messenger RNA from Bombina bombina (fire-bellied toad), 4586 nucleotides. It is a transcript of the gene NDRG3, whose product is annotated as NDRG family member 3. Lineage: Eukaryota; Metazoa; Chordata; Amphibia; Anura; Bombinatoridae. The record is from RefSeq and is a predicted model, not a curated record. Gene Ontology annotation, biological process: signal transduction. Bases 122 to 1285 code for a protein of 387 amino acids. The transcript has 17 exons. Gene Ontology annotation, cellular component: cytoplasm.